GAAAGGUGUAAUAUACGUGUGUUAUUAGGUUGGAGGCCAUCGCUAAGCCGCUAUUUACGAACAAAAAAAGGGAAGAAUCGUGUAACAAUGUGAUAUAGUUUGCUAUUAGGACUCAUCAUGGUCUGGAUCCGAAGCCAAAGAGUUGAAUACUGACUCUGAUUGAUUUGUUUCGUUGCCACACGGAAAUCCAAACAGCGAGCUCAGCCAUGGUCAUUCUUAUGCUUUCAAAGCUUCCCAUCGGGAAGUUGGCGCUGCUUGGCAUCCGUCAGGCAGCACGGCCAGUCGCCAAGUUGGCGAUGGCCGCAGCUGAGCGGAGCCAAAGCUUUCAGAACGGCUGUGUAUCCGCUUCGCGGCUGAUGCAGACGGAUCGUUUGAACCUCCCUCAUGAUCAGGCCGUGCAGGCCGGAUGUACCAUGUUGGGUGAAGCUGUAGUCUUUGGUGUGACGGGCACAGCCCUGAUCUAUGAGUACCACAGGUCAAAGGAGGCUGAACGCCAGCGCCAAGAGGAUGCACGAGAGGAAGUCCGCAGCGAGGCUGCUGCCAGCAGAGCAGAGAUGCGUGCACGUUUAACUUUGCUGGAAGAAGAAAUUCUACGUCAACGUGCGGAGAUCACAUCCCUCCGAACGGAGGUGAUCCGUUCCAAGCGCAAUGCAACUCCCAGAAGUGAUGCGCGGCCUGGCAAAUCUGGUGCAGCCAUUUCAAAAAUUAUUUAUUGAAAAAAA
Durusdinium trenchii is the source of this 722-nucleotide messenger RNA. NCBI's taxonomy places the organism in Eukaryota, Dinophyceae, Suessiales, Symbiodiniaceae. The record is from the annotation of a GenBank genome assembly.